CGAGUGUCCCAAAUUCACGUCAGACACACAUUUGUAAUCUGCUGAAUAUUUAAUUAUUUACACAUAUUAUUUUUGUUAUCGUAUAUAAAUAAAGUAAUUGCAAUAAGCGCACCCAAGUCUUGCAGUUCUGUACUUUGGAGGUGACGAAACUGAGCCCAAAGUUAGAAGGUGUUGUUUAUUAAGUAUUUUGAAAGUCAAACUCUGAAAAUGUCUCACAAGGCAUUAGACUACGAGUCACUGAAUGAAAACGUCAAGAACUGUCAGUAUGCAGUCAGAGGGGAACUCUAUCUCCGUGCUUCCGAGCUUCAGAAAGAAGGCAAAAAAAUCAUUUUCACCAACGUUGGGAACCCUCAUGCGUUAGGACAGAAGCCUCUUACGUUUCCUCGCCAGGUGGUUGCUCUAUGCCAAGCUCCGUUUCUCCUAGACAAUCCAAACGUUGGCAUGAUAUUCCCAGCAGACGCUAUUUCAAGAGCUAAGCAUUAUCUUUCCUUGACCUCUGGUGGUCUUGGUGCUUACAGUGACUCGAGAGGCCUUCCAGGAGUUCGAAAGGAAGUUGCUGAGUUCAUCCAACGGCGUGACGGGUAUCCAAGCGACCCGGAACUCAUAUUUCUAACUGAUGGAGCUAGCAAAGGUGUCAUGCAAAUCUUGAAUUGUAUCAUACGCGACCAGAAAGACGGUAUUCUGGUUCCAGUUCCACAGUAUCCACUCUACUCAGCUACCAUAUCUCUGUUAGGAGGCACUCUUGUUCCUUACUAUCUCGAAGAGACUGACAACUGGGGGCUUGAUGUUAACAAUCUUCGCCAGUCUGUUUCUCAGGCUCGCUCUCAAGGGAUAACAGUAAGGGCAAUGGUGAUCAUUAACCCCGGAAACCCUACCGGUCAGUGUCUCAGCGAGGCUAACUUAAGAGAGAUAUUGAAGUUCUGUUGUGACGAGAGAUUGGUUCUUCUUGGAGACGAAGUGUAUCAGCAGAACAUAUACCAAGAUGAGAGACCCUUCAUCAGUUCCAAGAAAGUUUUGAUGGAUAUGGGAGCACCGUUAAGCAAAGAAGUUCAGCUCAUAUCUUUCCACACAGUUUCCAAAGGAUACUGGGGUGAAUGUGGGCAACGAGGUGGUUACUUCGAGAUGACUAAUAUCCCUCCUAGGACUGUUGAGGAGAUAUACAAGGUUGCAUCUAUAGCUCUUAGUCCCAACGUCUCUGCUCAGAUAUUUAUGGGUUUAAUGGUUAGUCCACCAAAGCCUGGAGACAUUUCUUAUGACCAAUUCGUUCGUGAAAGCAAGGGAAUACUAGAGUCACUGAGGAGAAGAGCAAGGAUCAUGACUGAUGGGUUCAACAGCUGCAAGAACGUGGUAUGUAACUUUACUGAAGGUGCAAUGUAUUCGUUUCCUCAGAUAAAGUUGCCGUCCAAGGCAAUCCAAGCGGCGAAACAAGCUGGUAAAGUCCCUGACGUUUUCUACUGCCUCAAGCUCUUAGAAGCCACGGGAAUCUCCACUGUUCCUGGCUCUGGAUUUGGACAGAAAGAAGGGGUGUUUCAUCUGCGGACAACGAUUCUGCCUGCAGAAGAAGAGAUGCCAGAGAUUAUGGAAAGUUUCAAGAAGUUCAAUGAUGAGUUCAUGUCUCAGUACGGUGAUAGCUUUGGUUACUCAAGGAUGUGACAGACAUUAUUAUUAUCAAUGUACUCUCUUGAAAAGCUAUAUAGCCACUGUUCCUACUUUGCACAACUUUUCUUUUGGUUUUAGAAUCCUUUGUAUCUACUGAAACAAACAAACAUAAACCAUCUCAUCAGUUUCAUCUCUCGAGUGAUGUACUAAAAUGUUCUAUCAGACAUCUUUAAAGAAAGAGAGUUUUUAUGUUUUUA
Molecule: messenger RNA, 1856 nt
Organism: Raphanus sativus (radish)
Lineage: Eukaryota; Viridiplantae; Streptophyta; Magnoliopsida; Brassicales; Brassicaceae
Product: glutamate--glyoxylate aminotransferase 2
Exons: 11
Coding region: 208-1653 (481 amino acids)
Biological process (GO): photorespiration; biosynthetic process
Molecular function (GO): L-alanine:glyoxylate transaminase activity; glycine:2-oxoglutarate transaminase activity; L-alanine:2-oxoglutarate transaminase activity
Source: RefSeq, a predicted model, not a curated record